AUGUUGUUUCUGAUGUUCUCAAUUCUCGGUGUUGUCAUCGGAUGUAACGUUCGCCCGCUAGAUGUCAAAUGUGAUGAGGGAUGGACACCAGUUCAGAGAAAACUAAGCGGACGAUGUUUGAAAAUUGUGGAAACCACCAAUCAACCUGAUUGUUACAAUACGAAUGGUUGGUUCUCUGGAGUUGAGAGUUACGAUGAGCUGAACACAAUCAUGUCAAUGAUGAAGGCUGAAGAGAUAACAAUGGUAAGUGUUUGGGUAUCCAUAGAACAAAAUUGUGAUUGCUCGAAUGGAACAUGUCCCAUAACGGAAGAAUGUAAAAUACCAUCGGUCUGGAAUUGGAUUGAUGAAACUGUAACAGGAAGAGAAAUGUUUGAAGCCGUGAAACCACAGUUUUUGGAUCAAAAUAGAUACGGAACGUCCAUAGCUAUUUCCACUGAUAACGACACUGGGCUUAUUGAUGUUGAUUAUCUUCAUACUACGAUUUCGUAUUAUGUAUGCGGAAAGAAAUCCAACUGA
Messenger RNA from Caenorhabditis angaria, 516 nucleotides. The record is from the annotation of a GenBank genome assembly. NCBI's taxonomy places the organism in Eukaryota, Metazoa, Nematoda, Chromadorea, Rhabditida, Rhabditidae.